CAAACUUAAACUUAGUGCCUUUUGUCAUACAUUAGCGAUACCGAGGUAUCCUAAUUCUCUGUUGAGUGAAGCGUUUGAUUGUCUUCAAACAAGCGAUUGAAAGGGGGAAGACUGCGGAAGUCAAAAGAGGUACGUUUUAUGGCUGCCUCAGGAACCACAGAAAGACACCCCAACUCAGCUAUGAUCAAGCUGGGCAAAAUCCUAGGAAUUUCCAAUAACAAGAACGCAUCAGGCACAGAGAAAACUUCACCUGCUACUAGCUCAAACGCGUCCCUGAGCUCUAGUCCCUCAUCCCCCACGUUGCAGGCGAAGAAUACUUCAGAUUUGAACUACAAAGAGGCCAAGCUGCAUUCAAAUUCGACGUCCUCUUUGGUAAGCUCCAAUAUAGGCAAUGGCGCACGCAAAGCCAGAAGCCCUGGCCAGAGCUCGUUGCAAGGUCCGGGAAACAUUGCCCCAAUCAGCCUAAAUUCGGGCGAUGCUGCCUCUUUGUCACGGUCUGGGUCGAUGGCGUCCAAAAAUCCACAGGUAGCUCGUUUCCUGAUGCGUGAAGACGGAACGCACGAGCAUCAUCUUCGAAACACCAAGAGACAGGAAAAACUGGGCCAGAUGGUGAAGGAUUGGCUAGGAGCCAAGAAAUUGAGAAAUUCAGCCGUUUCAGCCAUUCCUAAUAUUUUGUCCUCCACGAAUUUGGCUGCGCUCGACAACGAGGCCAAGGCCCGGGUGGACGCUGCAACAAGUAAGAAUCUUCCUCCAACUUUGCUGUCUGGUCUUUUGAACCAGGUGAAACGAGGCGAUAUUACCCAAUUCUCUGGGCCUGAGAACGCCAUCCAGCAGCCUAGCACUGCCAUGAGUGUGAAUAUGAAACCGGAAGCGGCGGACAAUCGUCUGUUUGUGGAAAAAUACGGCGAGUGCCAGGAAGUCAUUGGUCGUGGUGCGUUUGGAGUGGUGCGUGUGGCCCACAAAAAGGUGACCAAGGAUGGAUCUGACGGAAGUACAGAAAUCCUCUACGCUGUCAAGGAAUUCAGAAGACGUCCCAACGAAAGUGACAAGCGCUACUCCAAACGACUGACGAGCGAGUUCUGUAUAUCGUCGUCGUUGAAGCACCUGAACAUCAUAUCUACCAUCGAUCUGUUGAAAGAUGCAAAGAGCGAUUAUUGUGAGGUUAUGGAGUACUGUUCAGGAGGCGAUCUGUACUCCCUGAUUGUGACAGCAGGAAGGCUGGAAUAUACAGAGGCAGAUUGCUUCUUCAAACAGUUGGUUAGGGGCCUCAACUACAUGCACAAGAUGGGCGUUGCUCACCGGGAUCUGAAACCAGAAAACCUACUGCUGACAUCAGAAGGAACGCUGAAAAUCACCGAUUUCGGUAACGCCGAGUGCUUCAAAAUGGCGUGGGAGGACGAAGUGCAACUGAGUCACGGAAUCUGCGGUUCUUCGCCGUAUAUUGCACCCGAGGAGUACACUCAGAAGGAGUUUGACCCGAGACCCAUAGAUGUCUGGGCGUGCGGUGUGAUAUACAUGGCCAUGCGCACCGGUCGGCAACUUUGGAAGCUCGCCAACGUAGAGGACGAGUUCUUCACCACAUAUCUGCAGAAACGGAAGGACGCCAAAGGCUACGAACCUAUAGAGGGUCUCAAGCGUGCGAGAUGCAGGAACGUUAUAUACUCUGUGCUGGAUCCCAUCCCGCAGAGAAGGAUCACGUGUGCCCAGAUACUGAAUAGCGAGUGGGUACGAGAGAUCAAAGUUUGCAAGGCUGGCGACUGCGGAAAAAGAGUCGAGUAGAGUGUUGCAUAUAGAAUUAACGAGUUACGAGAGCAUUGAUUUAAUUGCGAAAAAACAAGGCCCGUGUAAAGAUGUGGUGGCAUGUUCCCGGAUGCUAGAAAAAGUUCGGGAUCUUAUUAUUAUCAAUUUAAUUUGAUCCCGACACCAGAACACUGCGAACUGGCGAUUUUGAUGGCCCACUAGUACACAUCAUCGCUGGAAUUUGGGAUUGGUGACAAUGCAAUCAAGCUCAUAUUUUUUACAGAACUGGGACCGUGCGGUAUCUGCCCGAAUCACGGCAUGGCUCCAACUGCUGCAAUCCAAGCACCGCAGAAUUUUGCAACUUUUGCUGGAGCACCCAACAGCAUUUAUUCUCUGGCCGACCACGAUCCUCUUUGUGCUGAGCUAUCCGACGCUCUACUCGCUAUAUGCGUCCACAUCGAGCGUUUUUCCAACAUCUCUUAGCGACACCAGUUACGUUAAGACGGUUGAUAUUCAUCUCGCUGACAGCCCGCUGGCCGAGCCUGACUUCUACAUGAAAAGCGUGUGGAUCCAGCCGAACCUGGAAUGCGAGAAUAGCACGUUGCCUGGCGUGAUGGAAGAUAUCGCGAGGAGGAAGUCUCAGCGAGCUCUAAAUAAGGAAUUUUUGCUUGAUGUCUUGCAUUUACAGCAAGAAUUACUGCACGACCUUGACUCAGGAGACAUGUCAUUGGAGAAUGGAUCCAUACACAUCCAUUCGCCUUUUGAAUACUGGCAUAAUAACGAAACGUGGCUGCGCAGCGACAAAAACGUGCUGAAAACGAUUCAUCUGAUGGAGUCUCGAAAAUCUAAUUGGAAGGUCCCUCUAUCGCAAUUUCGGCUCCUUUCAGGAGUCAGCAAAGUGGACGGAAUAGUGAAAAGCGCUGACUCGCUGCAGUUGUGCAUUAUUUACCCCUCCCAGAUCUCACGCCAUUUUGAGCAAAUUUGGGAGCAAAAUUUGCAGACGGCCAGACUAAAUAACAAGUUCCAAAUCUUCGAGGCAGACAAUGCUGGAAAAACCCACUUUGAGCUCACCUACACAAGAUGUAAUUUUCUGGAGAGUGCUCUGGUAGCCGCUGCUCCUUUGCUUGUGGCUGUCUAUGCCAUAAUAUCUCUAACCAAUAUUCACUCCAUCAAGUCGAGAACCGGCCUCUUUUGUGCCUACAUCGUCCAGAUCACCUUAUCCAUACUAUCAAGUGCAACUUUGUCAGCGUAUUUUUACAGGACUCUGGACCUUUCCCAGUUCCCGCUUUUGGUCACCCUGUCAAUCGUGCUCCUGGUGAGCAUCGAAAAUACUUUUCGACUAGUGGUCGCCACCUCGCGGACGUCUGACGAGAUGUCGGUGAGCACCCGCAUUUGCAAAGCUGCGCUUUCCAGCCAUCCGUUGUCCACUACAAUAGUCCUAGUCGACAGCGCUCUGUUGGUCUUGACGUUGCCCUUUCUCUGCGAGCUCGCCAGAAAGCACGUGCUUUUCACUUUGCUGGCCCUGAUGUUUGACCAUUUGUUGCACAUCACCUACUUUACGACAAUUGUGGGAAUAGACAUACGCCGACUUGAGCUGCAAGAUCUUUUGCAAAGGUCAAAUAAGCACGAAGGUUCUUCGGAUCAGGAGAUGCAAAUGAGGCCGCUUGGUUCUGGCUAUAUUUUCUCUUCAGCAUUGCUUGGCCCUCAGAACAACCGAAACCAUGGGGUGUCGCUUUGGACGACUGCAAGACAGUACCUCUACAGGGUGAAGCUUCCGCUAUUUAAGUCCUUGCGCUCAAGUGUUGCAGUCGCCCUGGUUGUAUUUUUACUGACAUUCAAAUGGACGUGUGGCGUGAACUGCCACUUUCCCCAAACGUUCACGUCUAUGCAGUCGCCUGCAAACGCUUCAGUGGAGGCUCUUCAAAGCAUGUCUUUGAAUUUUUUUCCCGAUAAAAAAGUGCUGGCAGCAGAGCUACUUGAGCUACACUCAAGAAAUUCAAAUACUCAGAAAAACCAGUUUACCGUUUUCAUUUUAGAUCCCACAGUGGUUCUUGCGAAAGACGCUGUGCAACCUUUUGCGGAGCCGCGGCUUAUCGGCUUCGACCAGGGAGUGAUUUUCAAUUUUGACAUGCUUUACAUUUUGGAGUUUUUGAGUUGUUUGACGUUUGUGAUGUCUAGUGCGCCUCUCAUUCUCAAAUAUUUUCUGGCCAAGGACGGCAUUGACGUGUCUUCAGGGCUGGGGGGAACCUUGGAGACCGCUCCUGAAAACCAGCACACCACUUUCAACUCCAAAGAACUGGUAAACGGCCAUUUUCUGGACGUGGUGCGCAUAUCCACCUCCCCCUGUCCCUUCAUAGUUUCAGUGGGAAUGGACCACAAGAUUCUUGUCUGGUCUCCAAUGACGGUUCCUCUUCCCCCUCCUACUCAGCUGCCUCUUAGCGGAACUCUACUGCCUGUUACCAACGUGGUGAUGUCAAACACCGGCUCUUUAAUUACUGUGUUCAGCAAAUCCGGUGCUGUGAAGUGCUGGUCGCGAUUCACCAUGUCAUGGAUAUGGACCUGUCAGGUCGCAGAGCUGAUAAACGACACUCCGCUGGAGUCUUUUUUCAGAGCUCGAACCAGUUCGCAGCUCUCGCGCUCCAAAACCAAGACUGUGACGCGGAAAUCAAAGCUGGCCAAACAGGUGCCCAUGGAUGAGAGCUCGUCUUCCGAUGACAGUUCUGCACCGCCAGCGCGUCCGAAAGUUCGCGGAAGGACGUCUUUAAACCCGGCUUUUCUUGGUCAUGGACGGUCGCCGUCCGUGGACUCAACAUUUGACCCGGGCAAGCAUUGUGGCUUCAAUGUGAAAAAAAACGAGGAGUUUGUGAUGGUGCUGAAAAACGGCGAUAUGGUGACUGUUAACUGCGCAGACGGGUCGAUGACCAGGACGAAUCUGACCCAGCAGAAAUUAGUGUGCUGCAGAAAAAUAGCCACACCUAGAGUUAACGACAGAAUCGUGGGAGUGCUGGACGACGGAUCUUUUGUGGUGGCCACGGCGAUCAACAACAAAUGGAAAGUGCGGUCUGUCAAGGUACAGACAGAAAGCUACAAUUCGGGCAAGCGACUAAUUACACCGGCCAUGAUCUCCAGAACCUCGUCGAUGAACCAGAAGUCCCUCGAGUCGUUGCAAAAACUGCGUGCGAAUGUGGCCAUUGGGUCCCAGUCUGCGAUUGAGAUCGAGCAGCCUCCUGACACUCCAGAAAAGGACUACUCCGGGGCAGUGAUCGAGCCGGUUCCGUUUGUUGGAAUGUUUGUGAGAGCAUGCGAUCUGACAGCAGAGCUAAUUGACGUGAACUCGGGCACUAUGCUGAAAUCUGUCAAUAUUGGCCAGUUCAAGCCCAACACCUUCAAAGUGUUCCAUGCAGAGCCGUCGCAUUGCCGAUUCUGUGGAUGUGCUUCCGUCAGCUCCUUUUCCAUAGCAUACACAGAGCUGGAUACGGAUACACUCAUUGUGCACACCUUCUCCAUCGACAACAAGGCCAAAAACAGCAUCUGUAUGAGAGUCGAGAGGGACCCUCGCGAAACUCGGUGUCUCGGUUUUGCGUCGGUGACAGAGCACCAGCACUGGCUGCGCAACGUGGAAGGCUGGUGUCCAACAGACCUGAAUCUUCUCAUUGGAGUGCGCAGAAAAUCCAACCUCGAGGACGACACGAAAGACAGUAUUUGCUACAGCUCAAACAGACGGCUCAUAGAGGGUGAGCAGCUGCGGAGUCGCAAAAGUAAGCGUGCUACUCCAGAAAAAAAACUACACGAUAUCUGGGAAGGAUGGACCAUGACCGCUGCCGGUGAGGUGAAAUACUACGAAAUCCCGAGCGGGGCCAGCUCGGGACUUCUGAUCAGACGCAUAGGUCCUGUUCAGAAAUUUGGGCACAAGUCGAUUGUCGUUUCAUUUGGCAACAUCAUGAAGAUCCUGUACCUAGGUAACGACAACUUGAUCGAUAAUGGUGAGUCAGAGGGUGAACUGUCUGUUCCUUCUAUGCAGCCUCCCAACGCCUUAGGAUUCAUCAGCAGAAGACGCAGAAUGAAGCUGACGAAGUACGAACUAACACACUCAACGAAUUUCAGCGACGUUGACGAGGAGUGAAAGACGGGUGCGUCUAUUUGCGACGAUCGGCGACGAUCAAUUUUAUACAUGUAUAUAUUUUAUAUCACAUACAAUUUUCGAAAAC
This is a messenger RNA of Ogataea polymorpha, 5948 nucleotides long. RefSeq lists its product as uncharacterized. Bases 1997 to 5863 code for a protein of 1288 amino acids. NCBI's taxonomy places the organism in Eukaryota, Fungi, Ascomycota, Pichiomycetes, Pichiales, Pichiaceae. Gene Ontology annotation, molecular function: sterol binding; protein binding. Gene Ontology annotation, biological process: SREBP signaling pathway. The transcript has a single exon. Gene Ontology annotation, cellular component: Golgi membrane; endoplasmic reticulum membrane. The record is from RefSeq and is a predicted model, not a curated record.